Xenopus tropicalis (tropical clawed frog) is the source of this 662-nucleotide messenger RNA. Its product is annotated as cysteine-rich venom protein 6-like gene 2. The transcript is spliced from 5 exons. Bases 140 to 604 code for a protein of 154 amino acids. The record is from RefSeq and is a predicted model, not a curated record. Lineage: Eukaryota; Metazoa; Chordata; Amphibia; Anura; Pipidae.
AAGAGAGACGCCAACGCCACGUUCCACCAUCCCUCAGUCUGGGCCACACAUCAGCCACCUUAUAAAGCCUCAGGUUCGUAAGGUUCCAGAGAAGCUUUGGAUCGGUUCUUACAAGCGAUCUGCCGGCAAAACCAAGAGGAUGAAGAACUUUGGUGCAGUGGGACUUGUGAUAAUAUUCGCUGCCCCCCUGCUUCUUCUGAAUGCAGACGAAUUUGACGAGACGGAGUGCCCCCCACACAUGCAUUAUUCCAAAUGUGGCUCCAGUUGCCCUUUGACGUGUGAGAACUUCAAUAGCGGCACGUCGUGUGGGAAUGAUUGCACUGAGGGAUGUUUCUGCAAUAAAGGCUACAUUCUGCACCCCGAUAUCCCCAUGCUGUGUGUGGAAGAGCAGCAGUGCCCCAUAUGCGCAGGAGGGAAGUGCACGUGUGAGCACGAAAACAGAGAUUUCAACGGGUGCGGCAGUCGCUGUCCCAUAAACUGCCAGAACCGCAACAACUUCGCUCCUUGCGCCAAUGAAUGCGUUGAUGGCUGUUUCUGUAAGGAGGGCUAUUUCUCUAACCGCCGAGGGGACUGCAUCCCGGAAGACGACUGUGAUGUCGAAUGAUUUUCUGCUUCAAUUUCAUGUGAAAACACAGCAAAUAAAACCACAGUCAUAAAGGCAA